Molecule: messenger RNA, 1205 nt
Organism: Psylliodes chrysocephalus
Lineage: Eukaryota; Metazoa; Arthropoda; Insecta; Coleoptera; Chrysomelidae
Source: the annotation of a GenBank genome assembly
AGCAAGAAGUACACCCCCUUCAGAUGUUAGGAUUUAAGAUCAUGGAUUUAAAUUUGACGACAGAUGUAACAACACACAAAGCAAGUUUAGAAAGUUUCGAAAUGGGAGUAGAAAAUUCCAUGAUAGACAGAGAUGAAAACUUAGCCAGACUGGAAAUAGCAACCCUCGCUAUUAUAUUCAUUGUGACUGUUAUUGGAAAUAGUACAGUAUUACUAGCUUUAUGGACGAGAAGAAGAUACGCAGGCAGAAAAAAGCUAUCCAGGAUGUACUUUUUCAUCCUCCAUCUGAGCGUAGCAGACUUAAUAACAGCGUUCCUCAGCGACCUACCCCAACUGGGAUGGGAAGUCACUUAUAGAUUCAAAGGUGGUUAUUUCAUGUGCAAAGUGGUGAAAUACGGUCAAACAUUGGGCCCGUAUCUCAGUUCGUACGUGCUAAUGGCCACGGCCCUCGACAGACAUCAAGCUAUUUGUUAUCCGUUGACGUACUGUUCGUGGACUUCCAGGAGAUCGAAGGUUAUGGUGUAUGCGGCUUGGGUCGUGAGUUUGGCGUUCUGUAUUCCCCAGGUCACUAUAUUUUCUUAUCAAGAAGUAACGACUGGGAUCUACGAUUGCUGGGCAACUUUUAAAGAGGAAUGGGGUGAACGAGCGUAUGUAAUUUGGUACAGCGUCUCAAUAUUUAUAGUUCCACUGAUAGUUCUAGUAUACACUUACACCUGCAUCUGCAAAGAAAUCUGGCAAAGUUCGGAAUCCAGUCUGAGGCCUCGCAGUUCCCAAAAAAAUUCGAAUAAAAGGACUCCUUUCAUAUCACGUGCAAAAAUAAAUACAGUUAAACAGACUAUCGCUGUAAUUGUGAUGUACAUAAUUUGCUCAACGCCAUUUAUUGUUGGUCAACUUUGGGCGACCAUCGAUCCAGAAAAUCCGUUUUUAGAUGGUCCAGUUUUUACAAUCUUGAUGCUCCUAUAUAGUCUGAAUAGCUGCGUUAAUCCUUGGAUAUACUUAGCCUUUAACAGGGAACUACCGAGAUUGCUGUUAAGACACUACACUGCGUCGACAAAAAACUACAGAGCAGCGGCCGGAGGUAAGACAAUAAUUAAUUAUGUAACGUUUAUGAAUUUAAACAGUUUGUUUAGUUUAUUUUCACGAAAUACAACAUUAAUUUAUAUCUCUUUUAGGGUCGAUUCCACCGUUGUGUUAAACGGAGAUUAA